Molecule: messenger RNA, 1677 nt
Organism: Brassica oleracea var. oleracea
Lineage: Eukaryota; Viridiplantae; Streptophyta; Magnoliopsida; Brassicales; Brassicaceae
Exons: 1
Coding region: 1-1677 (558 amino acids)
Source: RefSeq, a predicted model, not a curated record
AUGUCUAGAAGACUCAGGAGAGAGGAUAAGGGAAAAGAAAUAGCUAUUGACCCCUCUCAAGCCCCAAGAACUGCUCGCAUCAGAAUCCAAGAUCCGGAUAAUGCUGAGCUCUUGCAACGCCACUCUCUAACACUCAUAGGUCGUGUUACUAACCGAACGGCGCAGCGAGUCUGGUCUCUCAUUCCCUUCUUCACCAAUCUCUGGAAGGCAAAAUCCAAACCGGUUGGCUCUGAACUAGGAAACGGUAUGUUCCAGUUUCAAUUUGACAAUGAGGAGGAUCUACUAACGGUCCUGGAAAAACGACCCUAUUAUUAUGGAAGAUGGAUGGUUAUUGUCCAGAGAUGGGAACCCACGGUCUCCAAAAAUUUCCCAUCUCUCUUGCCUUUUUGGAUUAAAGUUCAAGGAAUUUCUGUACAUCUAUGGACAGAGGAGACAAUCCAGAAACUUGGCGAAGAUCUGGGGGUUUUUGAAAAGAUGGAGAUCACUUCAUCAACGGUGAGAAUGAGGGUGCAGAUUAAUGGACUGCUCCCGCUGAUCAAAUCAUCGGUGAUUGAGUAUGCGAAUGGAGAUGAAGUCACAGCGAGCUUCGUCUACGAAAAGCUUGAUAGGCAUUGUCCUAAAUGUUUUCGCUUGGAUCAUGAUUUAAAGGAUUGCUUGGAGGCCAAGCAUGAAGCAAGAGCUCUUAAAGCCCAGGAAGCUUCAGUGGGAAAUGAGGAGUCCAAGAGAAGGGGAACGCACUACAAGCAACAUGACUCAGGGUCAAAUAUCUUCCAUUUCACAGCUCAAGAAUCGGAGCACAGAGGAAGGCAAGACUAUAACCGGCGAGAUCGACAGGUUGAUGCGCGAGAUGAACUAGAGGCCCGACGCAGGUCUCGUUCCAGCCAAGAUACAGUCCCUCGAAGAUACUUUAGUGAGGACCCCAAGCGGGGGAGAGAGGACUACCAUAGUCAAGAUAGUCGCUCCUCCUAUCACCGUGACGCAAACAUGCACCUGCGUGAGGUUUCUUCUAGGCCACGGGACCUGAGAAGGGACAUUUCAGAUAAAUACUUAUCCAGGGACCGCAGCCUGCAACCUGCUAGAUCCAGUGAUAGAUCAAUACCAGCAAGAGAGGAACCUCCUCCAAGGCAGUCAAGAAUCAAUCCAAAUAGGGGGAUUCCCCUGGAAGAAGUUCAAGCCUCGGUCCCAGUGGAAGUCUUUAAUGCAGCAGUGGGAGAAGUCAGGGAGGCCAUGAUACAAUACACCCAAUGCAACGAUCCAACUGAGAGUGCGGCCCGCAAGGAACAUAUGAGAAGAGCAGAGGAAGAAGGUGAAAUGGAGGAAACAGCGGCACUUAUGUUGCAGGCAACCUUGAUAGAUCCUACAGAUACCUUGCAAAGCCCGGAACAGCAACCGACAGCGGAAAGAGUACCAGCUACUCUCCAGUUAGGGCCUACGGUCCAAGCGAUACAAGAAUCAGCCCAAGACGCAACCAAGGACACAGGCAGGCGAAAGCCUGGAAGACCACCAGGAAGACGUAUGGUGCAAGGAAGCCCAAAGUUAAUCAGAGGAUCGACUUCCAAAAAGAGAAAACUCCAACAAGACAAGCCACCUCUCACCAGAAGAAAACUCAUUCCGGAAACGGAUCAAAGAAACCCGCAGAAGGCAAAGUCAAAACCCUCCUCAUCACGAGGAUCCUGA